Daucus carota subsp. sativus is the source of this 1732-nucleotide messenger RNA. Its product is annotated as myb family transcription factor PHL7. The record is from RefSeq and is a predicted model, not a curated record. Bases 384 to 1169 code for a protein of 261 amino acids. NCBI's taxonomy places the organism in Eukaryota, Viridiplantae, Streptophyta, Magnoliopsida, Apiales, Apiaceae. The transcript has 6 exons. Gene Ontology annotation, molecular function: DNA binding; DNA-binding transcription factor activity.
GAGUUUUUCCCUGUUUCAUUAUUGGGCAUAUGCCCUUGAAUACACACUUUAAUAUUUAACUGAAUUGGUCAAAUGAUUAUUUUUAUCCUCACUUGACUCUAUACUGUGCUAGCUGCCAAUUUUAUAAGAUCCAAAUUCAUGUCAUUAUCUUAAUUUUCUCCACCGGGUGAUGAAAACAAGGAAACUUAGUUUGCAGAUGGUGGACUCUGUAUUUGCUAGGUUCCCUUCCAACAUUUCCAUACAGUUUUUGGCAUCUCUCGCGAACUGUUCAAACUAGUGUCCUUCACGUCUAUAAAGUUUUGAUGGACAACAGCUGCGUUGUAGGUUUAUCAUCUGCAUAAACCUUCUAUUCUUGAGCACCUAAGAAGGUUUGCAGUUUUAACAUGGGGUCAAGUAGAUCUGAUGUUGCAGGAAAAGAGCGAUUAAAAUGGACACAAGAACUGCAUGAUCUCUUUGAAAAAGCAGUCAAUCAGCUUGGAGGUCCUGAUAGGGCGACGCCAAAGGGUAUCUUGAAAGCUAUGGGGAUCCCCGGACUUACAAUCUACCAUGUUAAGAGUCAUCUUCAGAAAUACAGGAUAUCGCAAUUUGUUCCAGAAACACCCAACAAAAGCAAGUUCGAGAGGAGAAGUAUAUCAGAAAUAUUGCCAAACUUCAGUGCAACUGCCGGAGCUCAGCUCAAUGAAGCGUUACAAAUGCAAGUCGAAGUGCAGAGACGAUUGAGUGAUCAACUUGAGGUUCAAAAAAAUUUGAGGUUGAAAAUCGAGGCACAAGGUAGAUUCCUUACAAAAAUCGGUGAGGAAUAUAAAACCAGGCCUGACAUUAACGCAAAGCCUAGCAAGUCCUUCUCUCCAGUCUCACUUCCAUCCCUCUGCGACGAGUCAGAGUCUGACAACAAAGAACCAGCUGAAUCCGACUCAGACAUCGAAAUAUAUGACACACGUACUACUGACACUUCCCGGGGUUCCAAGAGGCUCCGGGUUGAUCAGAAAGACGCGUCACCACAGAGACAUAAAAAACUCACUCCAGAAUCCUGCGGACAACAAGGCAUGCUUGUGCCUAAACCCCCGAGGACACAAUGCGAGCCCCCUGAAUUCGGCUCUCCAUGGAAUGCUGUUGUGUACUGCCAGGCACCUCUAAUGCCAGCUGCUUCAUACGGUUCUUUUACCUAGUUGGUUUAUCCUCUGUUGUCCCAGGUUUCGACCCUGGCUCACCUCGAGAAUAUCUGAGAACAGAUACUCAAUUGUAAGGAUAUAAACAAUAUUAGUCAAAAAAAAUAAAAAUAUAGAUGUAACCAUCUUGAUAAAAUAAGCACAGAUCAUAACUACAUGGUCUGUGCUUUGAUAUCAAGAUGACUCUGCCUCAAAAUCUGCAGCAUGCAUCUCUGUAACAAAUGCACACACAUUAUAUUAUAAGUACUUGUGUUCAAAACAAGAAUUGGAAUGAUAUAGUGAGAUUGUAUUGGAAUCUGAAACAUAAACAUUUGACUGUUGCAUGUGUCAUUUUAUCUUUUUCGCAUCUUCAUUGGUUGUAUGCGGAUUUAUCAAUGUCAUUUUCUAGAAAAAUACAAAGGGUGUGAUGGGCCAGAAAUCUGACAAUAUCUGUUUGGACAAAUAAGCUUGAUGGCAAAAUUGUUGAGUUGUAGGCUGCUCAUGUUUAUUGUUUUAUAAGUAAUUGUCAGGAGAGCAUUGUUUAAGAGGUAAAUCUGAAGAUGAGAUGAUUCACUGGUCCACGA